AUGAGGGGAGGGACGCCUGGGACCCUGACCUCCAGCAGGGACGCCUCGGACCAUCACCUCCAGCAGGGACGCCUCGGACCCUCACCUCCAGCAGGGACGCCUCGGACCCUCACCUCCAGCAGGGACGCCUCGGACCCUCACCUCCAGCAGGGACGCCUCGGACCCUCACCUCCAGCAGGGACGCCCCGGACCCUCACCUCCAGCAGGGACGCCUCGGACCCUCACCUCCAGCAGGGACGCCUCGGACCCUCACCUCCAGCAGGGACGCCCCGGACCCUCACCUCCAGCAGGGACGCCUCGGACCCUGACCUCCAGCAGGGACGCCUCGGACCCUCACCUCCAGCAGGGACGCCUCGGACCAUCACCUCCAGCAGGGACGCCUCGGACCCUCACCUCCAGCAGGGACGCCUCGGACCCUCACCUCCAGCAGGGACGCCUCGGACCCUCACCUCCAGCAGGGACGCCUCGGACCCUCACCUCCAGCAGGGACGCCUCGGACCCUCACCUCCAGCAGGGACGCCUCGGACCCUCACCUCCAGCAGGGACGCCUCGGACCCUCACCUCCAGCAGGGACGCCUCGGACCAUCACCUCCAGCAGGGACGCCUCGGACCCUCACCUCCAGCAGGGACGCCUCGGACCCUCACCUCCAGCAGGGACGCCCCGGACCCUCACCUCCAGCAGGGACGCCCCGGACCCUCACCUCCAGCAGGGACGCCGCGGACCCUCACCUCCAGCAGGGACGCCCCGGACCCUCACCUCCACUCUACAGGUCAUAUAUGCCAUGA
Molecule: messenger RNA, 786 nt
Organism: Procambarus clarkii (red swamp crayfish)
Lineage: Eukaryota; Metazoa; Arthropoda; Malacostraca; Decapoda; Cambaridae
Source: RefSeq, a predicted model, not a curated record